This is a messenger RNA of Laccaria bicolor S238N-H82, 1518 nucleotides long. RefSeq lists its product as uncharacterized. Gene Ontology annotation, molecular function: metal ion binding. Bases 1 to 1518 code for a protein of 505 amino acids. Lineage: Eukaryota; Fungi; Basidiomycota; Agaricomycetes; Agaricales; Hydnangiaceae. The transcript has a single exon. The record is from RefSeq and is a predicted model, not a curated record.
AUGAGUGAAGGUCAUGCCAUAUACUUUGCAUCUGCAGAACCUGGACAUGAGUCCUCCGACGCUAAUAACGCGGAUGGAGGGAGGCAAGGCUCUUCUGCCACUUUCGACUCGAAUCCAGGGUUACCUAGAGGAGAACAUGCCUCACAGGACCCAGGGAACCCCAACGUUACUCAACAGACUGCAGAUGGAGACACCAACAUUAUCUCUAUGGGAACGCCUGAGAACGGACAACAACAAACAAGUCCAGAGCGCAAUGAAUCAAACACAGGAGACCUACGGAACGACGACUCGCCUUUCGAGCAAGAAUCCAUCAACCUCAUGGACGACAUCGUUGAAAGUUUUCAAAGAAAGGAGACUACGAAACUCAAAGCCUUAUCAACGAUUAUCGGUAUCCUCGACUCCAACACUACAAAGCCAGAGAAGACAAAAGAUGCUGCAGUCGAGUCCUAUUCACACACCCUCAACGAAGUCGAAGCUCUCGCUGCUUCAGCGAUUAGGAGAGGACAACAAGUUCAGCAGGGACUGCAACCCCCAGGUACACUGAACACCCAAACUGCUCAUGCUAGAGAUCAACGACGCGACGCGGAAAUCGACGAGCUCAUCUCCCACAUCAGUGGUGAAUCCAGAAAGUCUAAAAGACCCCUUUCUGGCGACUUCUUCGACACCCAUGACCACGCCCAUGACUCCGACACCGAUGUUGAACAGUCUAACAGGAAGCGAAGAGUCUUUGAAUCUCAAAUGCCAUGGUUUUCUCAAGAAGAAGAGGAAAGGCGAACUGGAAGCAAAGAAUGUGAGGAAUCACGCAGAAUCUUUGCCUUAUUCGCCAGAGAUCCCAAAGCGAUCAAACAAUGGAUCCAGAACUCCAGGACUGCACCCCUCGGAUUCCCAACCUCGGAAUGGGACAAUAUUGUCAGAGGACAGGCGGUCAACCUUGACGCCGUGCUCUCAUCAUUGCACCAUAUAUCCGCUCCUAAGGAGAACAUUGGAUGUGUGGGAUCUACUGAGAUCUCCCUUGGACGAUCUGAACCUUCAAAAAGGGUCCAAACGAGUGGCGAAUGGACCAGCGCCUGGAAAGCGACCAUCAAAGCGAUUAAAUUCGCUUUCCCUCACAGAGAGCACAAACUCCGAGAAUAUGGCGAGUACAUCGAAGGCCAUUUCUCAGCCAGGGUUCAAUCCUCGCAUCGAAAAAUCAUCCUGUACGAUAUCGCUAUCAGAAACGAAGUCGGGGGAGGACAAAACGCUCUGCUCACCGAUGCUCACCGUUUCUCAAGACUUUUCUCAGCCAUCGUCAUGCCGGAUGGAGUCGAAUCAGACAGCUCUCGCCUCUCGUCUAACCGACUCACAUCCAGGACAGGCAACAAGACCGAGCUCUGCAACCAAUUCAAUUCUAUCAAUGGAUGCAGAAAUUCUGCUGAAGACUGUCGCUUCCGACAUGCCUGCAAGAAAUGCAAGCGCACCGGUCACGGAAAGGAAAAUUGCGAUUUUAAAGAAGGAUCUAGCUCAAAACCUUCAACCUAG